GAUUUUUUAAAAAAGGAUCUGAAGAUGAACCACACUGGCGUGCUGUGCAAAAAUAACCAGACAUACAACUUUACUGAUCAGUCAUGUCAGAACUCAACUGCACCGCCUUACAGCCACAUCGACAUCACCACUUUCAUGCACAUUUUCCCUUCGAUUUAUGGCAUCCUGUGCUCGGUUGGAGUUAUAGCCAACGGGCUGGUGAUCUACGCGGUGGCAGCGUGCAAGAAGAAGAUGGUCUCGGACAUCUACGUGCUCAACUUGGCGAUUGCAGACAUGCUCUUCCUGCUUGUGAUGCCCUUCAACAUCCACCAGCUGGUCAGGGACAGACAGUGGGUUUUCGGAAACUUCAUGUGUAAGGCGGUAGUGGUGGUGGAUGUGAGCAACCAGUUUACCACAGUGGGAAUAGUUACUGUGUUGUGCAUUGACCGGUACAUCGCAAUCGUCCACCCGAGCUCGGAGAAGAGGACCGUGCAGUGGACCAUCAUCAUCAACCUGCUGGUGUGGCUGGGCAGCUUGCUUCUCACCGUGCCGGUCAUGAUAUACGCCAAGGUGGUCCGCAGGCAGCACUUGGAGAUUUGCAUGAUGUACCUGGACGGGCCUGAAGACAUGUACUGGUACACUCUCUACCAAUCCAUCCUGGGCUUCAUCAUCCCCCUCAUCAUCAUCAGCACCUUCUACUCGCUGACCCUCUACCACGUCUUCAGCUCCAUCCGCCGGGUCAAACGGAAGCAGUCGGUGUGGGCCAAAAGAGCCACCAAGAUGGUCCUGAUGGUCAUCGCCCUGUUCCUGAUCUGCUGGUCGCCGUACCACGUCAUCCAGGUCAUCAACCUGAGCAACAACACGCCCACCAUCACCUUCAUCUACGCCUACAACAUCAGCAUCUGCCUCAGCUACUCCCACAGCUGCAUCAACCCGCUCAUGUUGCUCAUCUUCGCCCAGAACUACCGCGAGCGUCUGUGCCGCCGGAACGCGCUGCACAGCUCCCAGCACUCGUCCAAGGUCACGGUGGUCAAAACGGACGGUUCCAGUACGACGAACGACCCCAACUAUCGCUGCACCGUCAUCUAAUCGGAAGUUACAGACACAAGUUAAUGGAAGUAGCUCGAACGAAUGGUGACGCCUGUGAAGUGAUUUUUUCCAUUUUUUAAAAUAUAAAUAGGUUUGAAAAACAUUGAUACCACGUAAAAAAAAAGACCCUGAAACAUGAGCUCCACUACUGAAAAAAAAACAACCAAAUAAAAUGCAGGUCAUGUGAUUCGUUUGUCUUUGGGACUUGGAGCUUUCAUUAACCUUUAUCAAACAUCGGCUACACCCAGCGUCACGCUGCUCUGCGACAACACCGAAGUGCAGCUUGUGAGAUCUAUCAGAGGCAAACAUUUGAGGGCGUGAAAUGUUGUGAUGCCUUCGCUAUAGGUGGGAGUGAGAGCGUUUGCCAGCUUCCACAGGGCUCAUGGUGAAGCUUAAUUCCACUGCGUGAGUUGUUUGAUGGAUUAUUUAGACUGAACAGAUGAACUGCACCGAGACAACUUUCUAAAAAUGACCAUUUUAUACAGGGGUGUAUGAUUUGCAGUUGCUUUAAUAAUGCAUAAGUUACUCCAUAGACCAGCUAUGAGCAGUUGCAUUUAUCCAUUUUUGUAAUAAAGCAGUUAUAAAUGCUUGUAGUCCUUUAUAGUUUCCCACUUUGAGUUGUUACAGUUAAUUAAUUAAAGGGUUGCAUUUGUGGGUGAAAACCAGGCAGUGGUAGUUUUCACACUCUGACAACCCAAAUUUAAUUAUUUUUUAAAUCAUUGUAUAAAGCACGAGUGAACCACGUAUCACCCAUGGCCACAAACGGUAAACCUUUGUGCCGUAUGAUUGUGAUAUGACAAGCAAAUGUAAUUUUUUACAGCAUUUUCACGGUCGUCAGACAUCAGAGAAACCGCACAGUUGUUUGUUUUUCUUGGAUUAGUAAUUCUCAGUCGGCAUGUUUAAAGUCUGUUAACAUAAUUGCAGAUGGCUGACUGCUGUACAGAGCGCUGUAUCUCACGAGUGUUCCCUAACGACUGGCGUGCAGCUAAUAACGGAUGCGAACAGUUAGCACACAGUUUUGAUGAAAUGUGUUUGUCGUAAAUGUCGUAUUUAAAGAGAGUUUUCGUCUAUUGCGGAUUCCAAGUGUGAGUUGUUUUUUUUUUUUUUUUGCUGUUCCUGGACUCUGCAAAAAC
This is a messenger RNA of Stegastes partitus (bicolor damselfish), 2201 nucleotides long. RefSeq names its product melanin concentrating hormone receptor 2b (gene mchr2b). Gene Ontology annotation, cellular component: neuron projection; plasma membrane. Lineage: Eukaryota; Metazoa; Chordata; Actinopteri; Pomacentridae. Gene Ontology annotation, molecular function: G protein-coupled receptor activity; neuropeptide binding. The coding region runs from base 25 to 1068 and encodes 347 amino acids. Gene Ontology annotation, biological process: neuropeptide signaling pathway. The record is from RefSeq and is a predicted model, not a curated record. The transcript has 2 exons.